Aspergillus novofumigatus IBT 16806 is the source of this 1123-nucleotide messenger RNA. Its product is annotated as PDGFA associated 1 family protein. Bases 93 to 872 code for a protein of 259 amino acids. Gene Ontology annotation, cellular component: cytosol. Gene Ontology annotation, molecular function: RNA binding. The transcript has 4 exons. Lineage: Eukaryota; Fungi; Ascomycota; Eurotiomycetes; Eurotiales; Aspergillaceae. The record is from RefSeq and is a predicted model, not a curated record.
ACCGUAUUCCUUUCUCAAGAAGAUCUCUUUACAGUAUUUGUACUCCUGAAGUUUUACGCAAUUUUACGCUACUUCCUGCAUCUUUACUUAACAUGGCACCCCGCGGUCGCGGAAAGUUCUCCAAACCCAGCAGAGGAGGGGGCAAACAUUUCAGUCGCGAUGUUCAACCGGUAGACAAGGACGGAAACCCCGUUGGUCUAUGGCGGGAACCAGGCGAUGACAUCCCCUCAUCAGGCGAAGAAGGUGAAUCAGAAGAAGCCUCCGGUUCCGAGGAGGAGUCCUCGGACGAGGACGACGCACAAGCCGGGCCCAGCACCGUCGCCGGAGCAUCAGCAGGACCAGCAGCAGCAAUGACUCGCGAGGAGCGACGCGCCGCAGCCAAGGCGAAGAAGCUAGCCGCGAUCGCGCGACGGAACAACGUCGCCGCGCAACCGGGUGACCUGCCUCCCUCGGACUCGGAGGAAGAUGAGAGCGACGACGGCGACGACGAGGACCUCCCCGCCAACCCGAACCACACCGCCAAGUCCCGUUCACAACUUGACAAGGAUCCCGCGGCAGCUCCGGAGAAGGCCGCGGCCGCGGGUGGCGACCUGUCACAGCUCUCUCGGCGGGAACGCGAGGCCAUCGAGGCGCAGCAGGCCCGGGAGCGGUACAUGAAACUGCACGCCGAGGGCAAGACAGAGGAGGCGCGGGCGGACCUGGCCCGUCUGGCCCUCAUCCGGGAGCAGCGCGAGGCCGAGCGGCUGCGCAAGCAGGCCGAGAAGGAAGAGAAAGAAGCGCUGCUGCGGGAGAAGGCGGCGGCGCGCGAGCGGGAGAUGAAGCGCCGCGAGGAGACCAAGGGGAAGAAGAAGGGAGGCUCGAAGAAGACUUAAUGAGCUGUGUCAAUGGAACUGUGGAGGGGGUCUCCCACUUGCGACCCCACCGCUGGAAUGACGCGAUGAAUCUGGCUAUCUGGUUUGGACAAUAUCGGCAAUAUAUCUCUCUGGUUGAUUUUGAAGUACAUACUCGCUCUAGACGUUUUGAACAGAUAUGAUCGUUACAGGGAUGACUGCAUGCUUGGCAUCUCCUCUGCAUUUAAACACUUCCAAGGAUAUUGUAACACGGAGCCAAAUAUAGAGAACUU